UCGCAAGCAAGCUUUAUACGGAAGAAAAAUAGAAUGACAGCGACGUGAAGAUUCUGAAAUACGGAACGGUCUUCCUGCUCAGUUCCUUCCCGAGUGAGUUUCGAACCGAACGUUUCUCCAAUUCGAAGCCAACGAAAGGAUGCGGCGUCUCGACGUAACUACGCUUCUGCUUUGCCUUCUAACGUCACAGGUAUUCGGCCAGGACGGCGACCUUUACUUCUCAGUGAGCCCCGGCGAGCACUCGGUCGCCGAGGGAUCCCCCGUGCGUCUGAGAUGCGAGGCGCAGCCGAGUUCGCGGGUCAAGUACACGUGGAAGAUCGACGGCCAGCCUCUGGCGCCGAGCCCGCGAAGGCACCAGGACGGUGGCGAUCUUCGCAUAACCAGGGUCAAUCGUAUCCUCGACAGUGGAAACUUCGUCUGCGUGGCCACUCACGAGGAAACUGGAUACUCAAUCGAGAGUUCGCCUGCCAAGAUCGACAUCCAAUGGAUCAGCGAGGCGAGCGUGCAACUCCAGCAGCCCAAGCUACCCUCAGCGAUCCGCGUGGGAGGCGAGAUUGAACUUCGAUGUCACGUCGACGGCUCCGGGGACAUCAAGUACGAGUGGUUCAGAAACCGCGAGCCGGUGGCGAGGGGCGAUCGGAUCGAGAUCAAGAAGAAGAAGCUGCACGUGCACCGAGCCGUGGCCGAGGACAGUGGUAUGUACAACUGCCUCGCGAAGAACGACGCCGGGUCCUCUCCAAAAAUGGAAAGUUUCCCUCUGAUCGUCUCGAGCAACGAGACCGCCUCGGUCAAGGUCGUUCCGAGGGACCUGGUCGCGAAGAGGGGCGAGCCGGCCGUUCUCCACUGCGUGUUCGAGGACGCUGACUCCGUCCAGUGGUUCUUCAAGGACAUGGGGCCGCUCGAGACCGACGACGAGAGGACCGUGUUCGAGAAUGGCACGCUGGUCAUACGAUCCGCCGAGCACAGGGACCAAGGAUUCUACUCCUGUCACGGCGAUCGGGGAGAGAGCACGAUCAGCUACACGGUCGAUCUUCAAAUAGCUUAUCUGAUGAACCUCUCCGCGGCCUCGUUCGAACCCCUGUUGUCGAACCAAGUGGCCGUGGUUGGCGAGGAGCAGGAGUUGCAAGUCAGCUGUUUGGAACCGUCCGGUCUCCCGCCUCCGAGAGUCUAUUGGAGGGAUCCCAAGGGGCACAUUAUAAGCGACUCCGGCCCAGUGCGCGUUCAGGAUAACACGCUUAUCGUCGCGAAGGCGAGGAUAGGCGAGGACGACGGCAAUUACACUUGCGUAGCCGAGAAUAUGGCCGGGGAGACCGAUAUUUCCGCCCAAGUGGUCAUCUCCACUCCGCCGACGUUGACAGGCUCGCCGGAGAAUCUGAGCGUGAUGGAAGGAGAUUCCGUGACGAUGACGUGCUCCUAUUCCGGCAUGGACGCGCCUGUGACCCACGUUCGUUGGCUGAAAGACGGGGAGCCAUUGAAAGAGAGCGGCGGGCCGACGAGGCAGCGAGUAACCGAUCACCACGGCAACGUGACCCUGCACUUGAAGAGCGCCGACCUGUCCGACAAGGGCAGCUACACGUGCGAGAUAACCACGAAAGGCUUCCCGUCGAUAUUUUCGGAACGAGCCAGCCUCACCGUCGAGGAGAAGCUCAAGUUCUCCCCGCAACCGGUGGACAAGCGGCUGGAGCUCGGCUCGACGGCCAAAGUGCCUUGCAAGUCUCAGGGCGCCACUAAUCCCACGGUGAAGUGGAUCAAAGAGGGGUCAGGCGAAGAAUUCCCCAAGCACGUGCAAGAUAUCAAUGGAACUCUCCAUUUCAAUGGAGUUCUCGAGGAAGACAAGGGUCGGUACACGUGCAUAGCCAGCAACGCCCAAGGAUCGAUCAACCACACGAUCAGUAUCGACGUAGUCAUUGCGCCAAAGUUUACCAUCCAACCGCAAAAUCCGACGGAGGCGAUCGAGGGAUACCCGGUGAUGUUGCACUGCGCGGCGGAAGGUGAUCCCAAACCGACCAUCCAAUGGGACAGGGACUCUCGAAUGAACAAUCUGAAUAAUUCCCGUUUCGAGGUGCUCGGGAACGGAAGUUUGUACAUAAAGGAAGUGUACAUGGGCGACGAGGGAAAGUACGGAUGCACGGCCGGCAAUAGCGGCGGUUUGAAGAGGGAAGAAGUUCAGUUGAACGUGAAAGCCGGAGACACGUACAGAUUCGACAUGGAUUUGGAAGCGGGUGACAACGGUUCUAUGAUGACGAAGACGAUCACGAUCACAUUGAGCGCGGCCGCUGCCUAUAUGGUGUUGGUGGUGGGCCUAAUGCUGUACUGUCGUUACCGACGCCGUCGCAGGAAGCAGCAGUAUCUCCAAGAGCAGGCAGAAGAAAAACUGGAGAACGGAGAGGUCCAGGAGGAACAGACCGAGCUGAAAGAGACCAGCUCGAGCAAGAUGAACUCGACGGCCAAUAAGAAAAAGGAGAAUCGCGACUCUUCCCACAAUAAGAGCGACGGGGCGGACACGGCCCAGAGUCAGAGCAGCAACCAGUCCAAGAAGUCCAAGUCGAAUUACGACAAGAUCGCCGUUUCCCGUAGCAAUUUGAAAGAAUUGAAACCGCUCGGCCGCGGCGAAUUCGGCGAGGUGUACUCGACCAAGUAUCAAGUGGACGGCGACAAAGAGUGCCUGGUGAUGGUGAAGAGUUUGAUCAACACGAAGGACGAGAUCGCUCUCCAAGAGUUCAAACGUCACCUGGAUCUUCUCCACAAGUUGAACCACGAGAACGUGGUGAAGCUGAUCGGUCUUUGUCGCGAGGAGGAGCCGGACUACAUGAUCCUCGAGUACACCGAUUGGGGCGAUCUGAAGCAAUUCCUGAUCGCCUCGCGCAAGGACAACACCUCGAGCCCCACGCACGAGUCGAAACCACCGCGGGCGCCCCAGCUCUCCGUCGCGCAGAUCCUCUCCCUCUCCAAUCAGGCGGCGAAAGGGUUGAAGCAUCUCGCGGACACCCGCCUCGUCCACAAGGACAUAGCAGCCCGAAAUUGCCUGAUCGCCAGCAACCUGACCAUCAAAAUCUCGUUGCCGUGCAUGACCAAAGAACCGUAUCAACAGGAAUACACCAAGCACCGAAACCAAGUGAUCCCACUGAGAUGGUUGCCCUACGAGGCGGUAUACGAGGACGAGUAUUCGACCAAGAGCGACGUCUACUCCUUCUCCUGCCUCGUCUGGGAGAUGUUCCAUCAGGGUGAGUUGCCGUUCAACAAGAUGAACGACGAAUCGGUGUUGGCCGCGCUGAAAGCUCAAACCCUCGCGUGGAAACCUCACAAGGCAGCGCCGCCCUCUUUGCAAGAACUUCAAGCUCAAUGUUGGGCCAACGACCCAAGGGAGAGACCGACUUUCGACGAGGUCGUCUCGAAAAUAGGUGAAAUUGUCGUCGACAGUUGUCUCUAGACAGUUGAUCUAGACGACGCCACGAGGCUCUAAAUCCAAGGAUACCGCGACAGGGAUAAUAAUCGCGCGGAUCCAUCAUCUCGGCGAUCGACCAUCGUCCCGCC
Messenger RNA from Apis laboriosa (Himalayan honeybee), 3534 nucleotides. RefSeq names its product tyrosine-protein kinase-like otk. The transcript is spliced from 9 exons. Gene Ontology annotation, biological process: homophilic cell-cell adhesion; protein phosphorylation; axon guidance. Bases 140 to 3430 code for a protein of 1096 amino acids. Lineage: Eukaryota; Metazoa; Arthropoda; Insecta; Hymenoptera; Apidae. Gene Ontology annotation, cellular component: axon; plasma membrane. Gene Ontology annotation, molecular function: protein kinase activity; ATP binding; cell-cell adhesion mediator activity. The record is from RefSeq and is a predicted model, not a curated record.